This is a messenger RNA of Vombatus ursinus (common wombat), 2878 nucleotides long. RefSeq names its product oxysterol binding protein like 9 (gene OSBPL9). The coding region runs from base 7 to 2217 and encodes 736 amino acids. Gene Ontology annotation, cellular component: intracellular membrane-bounded organelle; membrane; cytosol. Gene Ontology annotation, molecular function: sterol binding. The record is from RefSeq and is a predicted model, not a curated record. The transcript is spliced from 24 exons. NCBI's taxonomy places the organism in Eukaryota, Metazoa, Chordata, Mammalia, Diprotodontia, Vombatidae.
CCCAAGAUGGCGUCCAUCAUGGAGGGGCCGCUGAGUAAAUGGACCAACGUGAUGAAAGGCUGGCAGUAUCGCUGGUUCGUGCUGGACUACAACGCGGGGCUGCUCUCCUACUACACGUCCAAGGACAAAAUGAUGAGAGGUUCCCGAAGAGGCUGUGUUAGACUUCGAGGAGCUGUGAUUGGUAUAGACGAUGAGGACGACAGCACCUUCACAAUAACUGUUGAUCAGAAAACCUUCCAUUUCCAGGCUCGUGAUGCUGAUGAGAGAGAGAAGUGGAUUCAGGCCUUAGAAGAGACCAUCCUCCGGCAUACGCUUCAGCUCCAGGGUGUAGAUUCUGGAUUUGUUCCCAGCGUUCAGGACUUUGAUAAGAAACUGACAGAGGCUGAUGCCUAUUUGCAAAUUUUGAUCGAUCAACUAAAGCUCUUUGAUAACAAGCUUCAAAACUGCAAAGAUGAUGAACAGAGAAAGAAAAUUGAAACUCUCAAAGAGACAACAAAUAACAUGGUAGAAUCAAUUAAACACUGCAUUGUGUUGCUGCAGAUUGCUAAAGACCAAAGUAAUGAGGAGAAGCACGCAUAUGGAUUGAUAAGUACCAUCAACCCUGUAGAUGCAAUAUAUCAGCCUAAUCCCUUGGAACCAGUGAUCAGCACAAUGCCUACCCAGACUGUCUUACCUACAGAGUCUGCCCCAUUGUGUAAAUCAGAGCCACGUCCAUCCUCCCUACCUGUCGGACCUGGAGUCACUUCUUUGGGACAUCCUCAGACGCCCACACCCAACAGCACAGGAAGUGGGCAUUCAGCACCUAGUAGCAGUCUGACAUCUCCAAGCCAUGUCAACUUGUCUCCAAGCACAGUCCCAGAAUUUUCUUAUUCUAGCAGUGAAGAUGAAUUCUAUGAUGCCGAUGAAUUCCAUCAAAGCAGCUCAUCCCCAAAGCGCUUCAUAGAUUCCUCGGGAUCGGCCUCCGUCUUGACCCACAGCAGUUCAGGGAACAGUUUAAAACGCCCCGAUACCACGGACUCCCUUAUUUCCUCCAUCUCUAAUGGGAUGAGUGAUGCUGACCUGUUUGACUCCCAUGACGACCGAGAUGACGAUGGGGAGGCCAGCUCCGUGGAAGAGCAUAAGAGCGUCAUUAUGCACCUCUUGUCCCAGGUUAGGCUGGGGAUGGAUCUGACCAAGGUGGUUCUCCCAACAUUUAUUCUCGAAAGAAGAUCACUUUUGGAAAUGUAUGCUGACUUUUUUGCACAUCCAGAUUUGUUUGUAAGCAUCAGUGAUCAGAAGGACCCAAAGGACCGAAUGGUGCAGGUCGUAAGAUGGUACCUCUCUGCCUUCCAUGCAGGAAGGAAAGGGUCUGUGGCUAAAAAGCCUUACAAUCCCAUUUUGGGCGAGAUCUUUCAAUGCCACUGGACGCUGCCCUUGGAAAAUGAAGAGAAUGCGGAGCCGAUGUCGGAAGGCCCUGUGCCCUGGGGCUCCAAAAACUGCGUGACGUUUGUGGCAGAGCAGGUCUCCCAUCACCCGCCCAUUUCAGCUUUUUACGCCGAGUGCUUUAGCAAGCGGAUCCAGUUCAAUGCACACAUAUGGACCAAGUCCAAAUUCUUGGGGAUGUCCAUUGGCGUACACAACAUAGGACAAGGUUGUGUCUCUUGUCUCGAUUAUGACGAGCAUUAUAUUCUCACCUUCCCCAAUGGCUAUGGAAGGUCUAUCCUCACAGUGCCCUGGGUAGAGCUGGGAGGAGAAUGUAGUAUUAACUGCUCCAAGACCGGCUACAGCGCCAACAUCAUCUUCCACACGAAGCCCUUCUAUGGGGGCAAGAAGCACCGAAUCGCAGCUGAAAUUUUCCCUCCAAAUGACAAGAAAUCCUUUUGUUCAAUCGAAGGGGAGUGGAACGGUGUCAUGUAUGCGAAAUACGCAACAGGGGAGAAUACGGUCUUCAUUGAUACCAAGAAGGUGCCUAUAAUCAAGAAGAAAGUGAGGAAGUUGGAAGACCAGGAUGAGUAUGAGUCACGCUGCCUCUGGAAGGAUGUCACUUACAACUUAAAAAUCAGAGACAUUGAUGCAGCCACAGAAGCAAAGCACAGACUGGAAGAGAGACAGAGAGCCGAGGCUCGAGAAAGGAAGGAGAAAGACAUCCAGUGGGAAACGAGGUUAUUCCAUGAAGAUGGAGAGUGUUGGGUCUACGAUGAGCCAUUACUGAAACGCCUCGGAGCCAGCAAGCAUUAACCUUCCCAGGAGUGACAACGGGCAUUUGUGCUGCCUGCCUGGCCAUCUCCGCAUUCUCUCUCGGGGGCUUUGGGGAGAGCCCUCCCUUCUCUUUGCAGUGGUUCCUAUCUCAGGGAUACUGGACUUACUGAUGCAGGUGAACAAUUAAAGCAGGACAAGUUUCCUUUACUAUCUUGGUGGCAGUCACUAGAGCUUGACUUCAGUUUUAAGAAUCCAUUCAAGCUUUGAAGAUGUUUGUAAACACUGGGCUCAAGCUCUGUGUGUGUGUGUGUGUGUGUGUGUGUGUGUGUGUGUGUGUGACACAGUCACACUCUAGUGCCACUGCCAAGGUACAGAACACGUCACACAUACUCUUGGGUUCUAUCUCUAUAUAAAUACAUAUAUAUAUAUAUAUACAUAUAUAUAUAAAUAUACAUAAUGGAAGUCUUCACUCACUAUUCUUUACAUCUGUAAAUAGAGAUUCCUUUGGAUGGACGGUUUAUUAGAAAAUUAUUUAGCAAACUAUAAAAUCAAAUGUUUUAGCAUUUCAUUAUCUCACUCAAAAUGAUUUCUGUAUUUUUAUUUUUAAAUUGAACUAUUGAAUUAUAGCUAACCCUUGGCUAUACUUUAAUUCCACUAUGGGCAGCAUCUUAAGGCUUCAUAAAAUAAUUUUCCAAACCUU